Messenger RNA from Ilyonectria robusta, 558 nucleotides. RefSeq lists its product as uncharacterized. The coding region runs from base 1 to 558 and encodes 185 amino acids. The transcript has a single exon. Lineage: Eukaryota; Fungi; Ascomycota; Sordariomycetes; Hypocreales; Nectriaceae. The record is from RefSeq and is a predicted model, not a curated record.
AUGUUCUCUUUCAAGGCCGUCUCUGCUGCUCUCCUCUUGGCUGCUAGCGUCUCUGCUGCACCCACUCCUACCACCUACGACUACCCAGACGGCACCGUCGAGCUCACCGGCGUUACCCACUCGGUCGUCGCCGGUCUGGGUGGUCUCCGCUUCGAUCCCGACAAUGUUGUGGCCGAGGUGGGCGAUAUUGUCGAGUGGCACUUCCUCAAGGUGAACCACUCUAUCGCCGAAUCCAGCUUCGCCGAGCCCUGCAAGCCCCUCGCCGAUGGCACCGGCUUCUUCUCCGGUUUCAACUUCUUCACCCAGGAAGGCCAGGCUCCCGAUGUCUUCCAGAUUGUGGUUGUCGACGACGCUCCUAUCUGGUACUACUGCCCUCAGACGAACGGCAACCACUGCCAGAUGGGCAUGGCCGGUGUUAUCAACCAGAACUUCGACAACCAGGACUUCAGCCUGCGUCGCUACAAGGAGGUUGCUGCUACUACUGGUACCUCGAUCGUCCCUCCCUAUGAGCAGGGCGGCGAUGUCAUCCCCAACCCUAACCCUAACGGUGGCUUCUAA